ACACUAUAUUCGGCUUUCUACAUAUUCCAUAGGAAGUUCGAUCAUUCCGGUUUCUGCAAUUUAAUUUUAUUUUUCGACUUCAAUUUCCAAUCGUGUAGUAUUCAGAUAGUAAGCGAAAAGCUCUGCAGAAUCGGAGCAGAAUGGAAGCUGAGAAUGCAUAUACACUUCCCUUGGAUGAUACUGUUAACAUUGAGAGUCCUACAAUUGGAAUGGAGAACCUUGAUUCUCCUGCAAAGAUUUUGGAUAUCCCUGAUUGUGUUGAAAAUGUGAAUUCUUGUUUGACGAACGACUUUGAGGAAGAGGUUGUCCUUGACACUGACGAUGAAAGAAUGCACUGUGCUGAACUGGAAAGUGUCUCAAAGUGGAGAUCUUCUGAUGAUACAAGGUAUACAAAGCAGUCGGAUAAGUGGAAACUCUCACCAGUUUCUGAACAAACCUAUGUGGGAUGUCUACGGAGGUCGAAGAAAUUUUUUCAGCAUGCGGAUUCAGCCAGAAGCACAGAUUUUGAUAACACUAGUCAACAGAAGCAGUUUCCUGAGGUAAAUGGUAGAACAUCUACAGAAGUAGAUAAUAUAGCUGCUAGUACAAAAUCAAGAGUUGAAGAGGACCAUUAUUUUUGUCAGGGUGCUGAAAUAUUCAAGGAUGAAAUCCUUGAGGGGAAUGUGGAAACGGAAGCCUUAACUGGUUACGCUCUUGACAAGGAGAGGGUUUCAUCAGUUAAUCAAGAGGAGGGUGUGGAUGGAGAUAAAGAGUUUCCAAUUCAUUCUUGUAGCGUAGGUGUUCCCAAGUUAAGCAACUCCGAGUCUCAAGUACCUGAUGUGCUAUCAGAAGCUAACGCUCUGGACUUCGUGGACCACUACCUAUCAGUUAACAAUGAAGAUGUUCUCAAUGAAGACAAAGCUGGAGGAGUGAAUAAGAUCAUAUCACGUCCAAUUUUCAGCCAUGGGGGACCUCAAAAGUUGGCAAGCAGAAUGAAUAUUCAAAAUGCAGUAAAAAACUCUGGAGUUUUUGACUGGCCUGAGAGUCAAAGAGAGGGCUCAAGAAGUUCUUUUUCAAGAGACAGAAAGAUAUUGACCUAUGACCGCAAGAACUAUAGACUGAAGAACAAAGGAGUAUCAAGUGUCCAAUCCAGCAAGGAACCAGUGGGAACUAUGGAAGAUUUAAAUAAGGCGGAACCGAAGUUUCUAGAGGAUGGAGAAGCAGUCAAUGAAGUCAAAUCUGGAGGAGUGAAUAAAAUCAUAUCAACUCCCAUUUUAAGCCGUGGGGGACCUCAAAAGUUGGCAAGCAGAAUGAAUAUUCAAAAUGCAGUAAAAAACUUGGGGAUUAUUGACUGGCCUGAGAGGCAAAGGGACAGUGCAAACGGCUCUUUUUCAAGACAGAGAAAGAUAUUGACCUUUGACAGCAAGAUGUGCGGAUUGAAGAAACAAAAGGUAUCAAGUAUCCAGUCCAGUAAGGAGCCACUGGGAAGUAUGACAGGCUUAAAUAAGGCCGAACCAAAGUUCCUAGUGGAAGACCAUAUGAAUGUUGAAGACAAGUUCCUAAAUAAGUCAGAUGAGCAGUUUGAUGUGGGGGAAUUUGAGCAACAAUUUGAAGGAAAUCGAUCAGACGCACUUGAUACAUAUGAUGUUGGCUUUGACACUCAACUGGCUGCUGAAGCUAUGGAAACCCUACUACAUGCCCCUCCUUUGAAAUGCGACACUGUUUGUGCCCGUCAAAUUCCAGAAACCAGCAUACUUAAAGAAGGGGAAUAUCCUGAGAUCGCUUUGUCAAGAGAGUUUAACAUUGAUAGCAAUUCACCAGAACCUACUGAAUGUAGCUCAGCUGAAACGGAGCAGUUAAGAGGCAAAACCAGAGAUUUUUCUUCGGUUGUUCGUAGAACUAGGCAUCAAGUAUCUUCAAAUUUAAGGAUCCUGGAGAACCAAGCAACCAAUCCUAAUACAGAGUCUGAUUUUCCAAAGAAAAGAAGGAAGCCACUUGACCUAGUAGAGUUAAAUGACAAUUUGUUGAAAGUGGCUGCUGUGAGAGGAAAAGUCUCCAAAUCAGGUACUGACACAUCAAGGAAAGCUAGAAAAGUUAGCAUGCAGAAACAAGGAGAAACCCAUCAAAGUUUAGCAGCAAUGUUGAGUCAAGUGAAAUUGGAAAGCUGGGUCUCUAAAGGGAAAAGGACACAUAAAGGUGCACGACGGCUAUCAAAUGGAUCAAGCGAUCUCUAUCCUCUACAAAUCUCUGCUGAUGAGGAUAAUGACUUUAAGUAUCCCGAUUUGAAUCAUAAGGCAGAGAGGAGACCACAACUCUUAGUAUUUAAAAGACGGAUUCAGUCUUCAUCUGAAAAGAACCACUCAGGACUCUUGGCAAUUCAGUGUACAAGUGAACCUUAUUCCUCACCUUGUAAAUAUUCAGUCACAAGUGAAAAGAUGAUGUCCAUGGAUUUCAAGAGAGCCGAAUCUACUAAGACUGCCAAAUUAAAUGAAGUGAUAUCCAUAUCCACUAAUCUUUUGACAAAAGACAUGAAAUUUGACAUAACUUCAAGUGGAAACUCAAAUCCAUCAUACAGUCUUAAUGGUGACAAGAAAGGCAGGCAACACACGAGAAAUCUCUCUAGAUCAACCCUUACUCAAGAGCUUAUUAGAUUAGGCUAUGCAGAAAAAUUACCUGAUUUUCUGCCCAGAGGUUCACGACGACGAAAAGGUACAGGUGAAAUUCGUGUCUUGUUUAGCCAGAGCCUGGAUAGCAAAUUAAUCAAGCAGCAAAAAAAGAUUUUAGCAAGAUUGGGAUUUAUCUCCACAUCAAAUUGUUCUGAUGCCACGCACUUUGUUACUGACAGUUUUGUUAGAACAAGGAAUAUGCUGGAAGCCAUUGCAUGCGGAAAACCAAUUGUAACACAUUUUUGGCUUGAGAGCUGUGGAAGAGCAAGCUGUUUUGUCGAUGAGAAAAAUUAUAUCUUAAGAGAUGCCAAAAAGGAAAAGGAACUUGGUUUUAAUAUGCAGGUUUCACUUGCUCAUGCCAGAAAGUAUCCCCUUCUAAAGGGUCGAAGAGUCAUUAUAACUCCAAGCGUAAAACCUAAUAGAGAUACCCUUCUAAGCUUGGCCAUGGCAGUGAACGGUGAGGUGGUCGACGAAUUGAAUAAUAAAGUCACUUGUGAUGAUCUAUUAAUUCUUUCCUGCGAAGAAGAUUACAAAGUAUGCAUUCCAUAUCUAGAAAAAGGAACUCUUGUUUAUAGUUCGGAGCUCUUGCUUAAUGGGAUUGUUAUCCAGAAACUGGAUUACAAUAGGCAUCAGCUUUUCACAAAGUUUUAUGACAAAAACUGCAAAGGUUGAAAGACACUCUUAUAUUGACAAGGACGAGCUUUUUGAAGAAAACGUCGUGCCCAACUGCUUGUAUAUCGAUCCAAAAUAUGCUACUAGUCCAAGUAACAACUAUGAUAUCCUUGUGUAACAGGAAACUCGGAGCCUUAGCUGGGCAGAAGUUUUGAAUAUUGGUAAGAUGAUUAGGCUCUCAUAGUUUGUGCAGAAAAAAAGUUGCCAUCUUAUCUAUUCCCUUGUAAAUUCACUCGGUUUGCUAAUCAAUAUUAUAACGU
Messenger RNA from Nicotiana attenuata, 3577 nucleotides. RefSeq lists its product as uncharacterized. Bases 141 to 3317 code for a protein of 1058 amino acids. NCBI's taxonomy places the organism in Eukaryota, Viridiplantae, Streptophyta, Magnoliopsida, Solanales, Solanaceae. The transcript has 8 exons. The record is from RefSeq and is a predicted model, not a curated record.